Molecule: messenger RNA, 4236 nt
Organism: Condylura cristata (star-nosed mole)
Lineage: Eukaryota; Metazoa; Chordata; Mammalia; Eulipotyphla; Talpidae
Gene: PPEF1
Product: protein phosphatase, EF-hand calcium binding domain 1
Exons: 19
Coding region: 817-2772 (651 amino acids)
Biological process (GO): detection of stimulus involved in sensory perception
Cellular component (GO): cytosol; nucleus
Molecular function (GO): protein binding; protein serine/threonine phosphatase activity; iron ion binding
Source: RefSeq, a predicted model, not a curated record
UGCGGUUAGGGACGGCGGGGUGGACAGGUCACCCCUUUAUGGCUGGGGAGGGUGAGUGGGUGGAGCAUGACCCGCCACAAGACUUCAGGGGCCCAGUACAAAACGUAAGUUCCAGGUCCCUUGUUCAAAGUUACCAAGAAUUCCGAGCCGGCCAGUGUGGCCUGCGUAGGCGAAGGUGGCCGCGCAUGGGCCUGCUGCUCCGAGUAGGGCUGCGCCCGCACCCUGCACUACAAGGACUCCCUCCCGUGUGGUCUCCCUUCUUGGUUUUCUUUGUCAGUGUCACUUGCCUUCCCCGGCUUUGGGUGGGCCUUUGCCUUUCCAGGAUUGCUCGCUGCCCUUUAGCUUGAAACCCCACUUGAAACCAUUUGGGGAGCAUCGUGAAGCACCCAGUUAGAUGUGACUAGAAGGCUGCAGCUGUCUUUUCCCUGGCAUCUUCCUCUGAGGCUGGCAGGACGAUGAAAUCAUGAGACGGAAAGCCACCCCUUUAGCCAGCUCCUGUCUUCCUGGGAAGGCACGUGGAAGAAACAGGCUGGGAGAACUCAUCCUUAUCCAGGUGACCAGAGGGCAUUCUGAGAAGAGGCUGGACCCUUCAUUUUGAAAACACGCCUUUGCAUCUCCUCGGGAAGGUUUCUUCUUGUUUUCAUUUCUGUUCAAACACCUGGGGUGAGGACAGACACCUACAUUGCUGAAGGAGAAACAGAAUCUGUGAGUGAAGUGGACCUGGGAGGAGAGGCUCCUUACAGCAUAAAAGGCGGCACCUUUUACUCUCUGUCUUGGAAUGAGGAGUUGAAUUCAUAAACACAUAAUUGAGAAGACAUGGGCUGUGGCAUUUCAUCUUCAACAAAAGACAGCAAGUCUGAGAUCGCGCUGAGAGCCGCACUUAUCAUCCAGAACUGGUACCGAAGUUAUAGCGCUCGGCUGAAGGCCAGGCAGCGCUAUGCCCUCACCAUCUUCCAGUCCAUCGAAUACGCUGAUGAACAAGGACAAUUACAGCUAUCCAAUUUCUUCUCCUUCUUGUUGGAAAACUACACACACAUAAAUCAGAAUGAUCCAGAAUUCGUGACUCGAUUAUAUGGUAGAACCAUCCAAGACAUCAAGGAUAGACAUGACUUUGUGGGGUUGAUAGAAGUCCCAGACUCCUAUAAUGGUCCUCGGCUACAAUUUCCUGUCACUGAUAAUGAUAUUGAUUUACUUCUUGAGGCCUUCAAGCAACAACAGAUACUUCAUGCUUAUUAUGUCUUAGAGGUGUUAUUUGAAACCAGGAAAGCCCUGAAACAAAUGCCGAAUUUCACGCGUACAAAAACUUCUCCCUCCAAAGAGAUAACAAUCUGUGGUGAUUUGCAUGGGAAAUUGGAUGAUUUGUUUUUGAUCUUCUAUAAGAAUGGUCUCCCCUCAGGAAGCAACCCGUAUGUUUUUAAUGGUGAUUUUGUAGAUCGAGGAAAAAAUUCCAUAGAGAUCCUCAUGAUCCUGUUUGUAGCUUUUCUUGUCUAUCCCAAUGACAUGCAUUUGAACAGAGGGAACCAUGAAGAUUUUAUGAUGAACUUAAGGUAUGGUUUCACCAAAGAGAUUUUGCAUAAAUAUAAGAUACAUGGGAAAAAAAUCUUACAAGUCUUGGAAGACGUCUAUACCUGGCUCCCAAUUGGUACAAUCAUUGACAAUGAGAUCCUGGUCAUACAUGGCGGAAUAUCAGAGUCCACAGAUUUGAAUUUACUCAACCGGGUAGAAAGGCACAAAAUGAAAUCUGUACUGAUGCCACCAGUUAUGUUAGAUGAAGAUCUUGUUGACCUAACGAUAAACAAAAUGGGUACAACCACUGUUGGCUAUGGAAUCAGAACGAAUGGAUGCCUUUCUGAACAGUUAACAAAGCGUGAGUGGGAGCAGGUUGUCGAUAUUCUGUGGAGUGAUCCCAGAGGCAAAAGGGGCUGCUUCCCCAACACAAGUAGAGGAGGGGGCUGCUAUUUUGGACCAGAUAUUACAUCCAAGAUUCUGAAUAAAUUCCAGUUGAAGUUGCUUGUUAGAUCUCAUGAAUGCAAGCCUGAAGGGUAUGAAAUUUGUCAUGACGGGAAGGUUAUUACUGUAUUUUCUGCUUCUAAUUAUUAUGAAGAAGGCAGCAACCGAGGCGCUUACAUCAGAGUGUCUUCUGGUACAACCCCUCGAUUUUUCCAAUACCAAGUAACUAAGACAACAUGUGCCAGGCCUCUUUAUCAAAGAGUGCGAAUUAUGGAAAGUAGUGCCAUCAGGAUAUUAAAAGAGAGAAUGAUUUCACGAAAAACUGACCUUGUUUAUGCUUUCCAACUUCAAGACCGCAAUAAAUCAGGAAAACUUUCUAUGAGCCAAUGGGCUUUUUCUAUGGAGAAUGUUUUGGGGCUGAACUUACCUUGGAGAUCCUUGAGUUCACAUCUGGUACAAACAGACAUGAAUGGAAAUAUUGACUACAUGUCCAGCUUCCAGGAUCUGCACAUUAUAAAACCUGUGAAAGAGGCCCACUCUACCCUAGUUGAAAUUCUGUACAGAUACCGAUCUGACCUGCAAAUCAUCUAUAAUGUCAUUGACUCUGACCACUCAGGCCUGGUCUCCAUAGAAGAAUUUCGCUCCAUGUGGAAACUUUUCAAUAGUCACUACAGCGUGCAUAUUGAAGAUUCCCAAGUCGAUGAACUUGCUGAAAGAAUGGACUUAAACAAAGAUGGAAGCAUUGACUUUAAUGAGUUUUUAAAGGCCUUCUAUGUGGUGCAUAAACUGGAUAAGUCAAAAUCAGAAAGCAGCACUAUUUAACAAGAAUUAGGGCUUUCCCUCUUUAAACAGUAGGACCCAAACCAUUGACACGUGUUUUCCAAGAUCCUUAAAAUUCAUAAUCAGUAGUCAAGAAAAGUAGAUCCUAACUCCCUUUAUACGCAGAUGUGUGCUGUGGGUAUUGGCAGUCCCUAGUUAUCUGUUAUUGGUAAGACUAAGUUAAAUGUCAGCUGAUAGCAUUCGCUCCAGUGUUAGGACCCACACAUUGGCAGAUAGAAACUGGAUUUGAGACUAGACAUCACCUAGCCAUGGAAUCAGAAUUUCAGAAACUUUGGAAAGAACCCACAGGGAAACAGAAAAGUGCAACAUCUGUGAAUGGCUACAAUGGAAAGCUAAACUAUUAAUGGAAUAAAAUAUUUCCCUCUGUAAAUUGUAAUCUUCUUUGGAGAUACCGUAAGUCAAUGAUCCUGGAGGAACCACUGUUCAGGGAUGGGGGUUAUAUCAGAUUCUUGGAGAAAGUUUUGGGAAUGUAUUAUUUGAAAAAGCAUAUACUUUUCUUGUCUGUUGGAAAUACAAAGUGAACAACUUUACUUUAAGCCCUUACUGUUGAUAUAGUUUGACAUCUUUAUUGUAAUAUGGGGCCACGGUUAUGCAUACAUAGUGCAGUUUAUUCUUCUAUUGUGAUCAAAUAUCAAACAUAUUAUGAGGUUUCUCUUUAAAGGCAAGGAUACGUUUCUUUUUUCCCCUAAAUUUGAGAACUUCAAGAUCUAUCAUUAUGCCAUUCAGUUCAAUAUCCUGCAACCCUGCCUGCUGUUGACGACAGAAACAUUACAUAAAGUUAACAAAUAUUGUUUUAAAUGGACAGUUGAAAUGGCUAGAAACUAACAGAAACCCCUCAGGGGCAAGGAAAAAAAAGAGUGUAAUAAAACUUCUGUAAUUAAUAGCAGAGUUAAUGUUGGGCGGAAUAGACUUUAAAGCAAAGGAUAUCAUUAGGGAUAAAAAAAGGUCUUUUAUUUUUAUUUAUUUAUUUAUUUAUUUUGCUAUUCAGACAUUUAUCUCUCAUCUACCAGCAAUGAUUUUGUUGUGUGCAUUCCCCCCACUUACUUGAAAUGCCACCUCUGUAAUAUAAACUCCCAUAUACACAUGGGUCUGUCUCUCUUAUAAUCCACUGGUUUCUUUGGCCUGUCCUCGCACAGAUACUACAUGUAGCAAAUACUACGACUGUGUUAAUAGUCUCGAUAUCUGCUAGCAUGAUUCCGUCUCCUCCUCCCUCCCCUUUAUUAUUAUGAAAAAUUUCUUUGGUUCUGUAGUCCUCCAUACAUAAUUUAGAAUCUGUCAGUUCUGUCAAAUCUCCUGCAGGAUUUUGGUGAGAACUGCAUUAAAUUUAUAGAUUAAUCUGAAGAGAAUUGUUCUUUGUUGAGUCUUCCUAACAUGAACCUAGAAGACUUGUUCCAAUUAUUUUAAAUCUUCUCUAACAUUCUUUAAUGAUUUCUCAUCAUUCUUCUA